Molecule: messenger RNA, 815 nt
Organism: Brachypodium distachyon (stiff brome)
Lineage: Eukaryota; Viridiplantae; Streptophyta; Magnoliopsida; Poales; Poaceae
Exons: 1
Coding region: 29-517 (162 amino acids)
Source: RefSeq, a predicted model, not a curated record
CAGCCGAAUCCAAUCCACCAGCCAAAAAAUGGGCCUCAGCCCCUCGAAGCGGGUGGACGCGGCGCUCCGGCGGGCGCCGGCGUUCGCCGCCGCCUGCGACGCCGCCUUCGACCGCUGCCUGGCCGACGCCCAGCGCGCCUUCGAGGGCGUCCGCCCGUACCAGCUUGCCGACGCGUCCGCGCACCUCCACUCGGCGCUCCGGGCUUCCCUCCCGCUCGUCCGCCGCUGGGUGCCCUCGCCGCCCCCGCGCGCCCGCGUCGACGGCGCGCUGCGCGCCGCGGGGCUGGAUGGCGCCGGGGAGCUCUCGCGGGAACAGUUCGGGGAGUUCGCCGCCGAGCUGUUCAGGGAGGCCGUGCUGGCGGGCGCGAUGGGGGCGGCGCUCGUCCGCGCCCCGGCCGGCGCCGCCGGGAUCGUCGGGGUGGGCGUCGUGUCCCGUGCCGGCGCCGGGGCCGUCGGGAGAUUGGUCGCCGUCUAUGCCGCCGGCGUCACCGCUGCUGUUUACCUGAGCUUGGGCUAGGUUUUCCCUGUGUUACGUCGUAAAUCUGAUCAAUAAUCUUCUGCCACUCCGCUGUAUUUCGCGUGGUAGCUUCUUGCAUAGAGAUUGCAUACUAGUGAUGGUCAGUAGAAAGUGAGACGCGCACCGGUUGCUGUGUUCUUGUUACUCUGAUGCUUCCAUAUCUUACAUAGGAGUAUUAAACUUGAUGGAUCAUGGAUGAUGGAUGUAAUGGAUCAAUCAUGAAGCUUUCUACUUCUGAGUAGCCACCACUGAAGUUUCAUACACAGCGGAGAAAAAUUCAGAACUUCAGAUGUAAACA